Thyridium curvatum is the source of this 1494-nucleotide messenger RNA. RefSeq lists its product as uncharacterized. Gene Ontology annotation, molecular function: heme oxygenase (decyclizing) activity. Gene Ontology annotation, biological process: heme oxidation. Lineage: Eukaryota; Fungi; Ascomycota; Sordariomycetes; Thyridiales; Thyridiaceae. The record is from RefSeq and is a predicted model, not a curated record. The coding region runs from base 1 to 1494 and encodes 497 amino acids. The transcript has a single exon.
AUGUCCUCCCAGCCUGAAGCUGACCCGAGCCGCGUGCCCUUGGGCGAGGCUGUCAAUGUUGCCACACGAUCCCUUCAUACCAAGCUUAACAAGCUAGUCCUCAGCAGGCUGCCUUUGGCCAUGCCCCCUCGGGCCGACACGCCUUCAGUGUACAUCACCGGCCUCCUACACAUCGCGCCAAUAUACAUCACCUUCGAGUCUUUAUGGAGGGAUUAUAUCCAACAGACCAGCUCUGAGCAGACUCCUGGUGCUUCACCCGACUCCCGCCUUGAUCAAGCGCGGACUGAAUUUCACGUCCCGGAGACGCACUACUUUACGGAUGCUACGGUUCCGUCAGAACGUGCCCGGAGUUUCAAAGCAUCUGAACAAGUGAGGUCUGCGCUCAUCUAUGUCCCCGUCCAAGGGCUGGAGCGUUCUGCGAGGCUGCGAGCCGAUAUACGCAACCUGACUGGUUGGUCACCAGUCGAGGUGGAGGAGCAGCUUCGCACAAUCGCCAUGACCGGCCAUCUGUCCGUCUUUCUCCGGCACAUCGAGCGAUCUGUGGAGAAACACCCGCAGGUCUUGCUGGCUUACUCCUGGGUUCUAUACAUGGCCCUCUUUUCUGGAGGUCGCUUCAUUAGAGCAUCUCUCGAGAACGCUGGGCUCAGCUUUUGGAAAGAACUUCCCACACCCGUUCGGCCGAUGAUGCAAGAGUGCCAAAAGAUUGUUCACGCACCAUCAGACGACCCCGAAGAUGGCAAAGAGGAGAUCAUCUCGGACGAGUCACACCUCAGACGAACCCGCGCCUUCACGACCCCACCACCCGGCAAUACAAGAGCCAACCCCCUAGCAUACUUCCACUUCGAAACGAGUCGUGACGGUGAGGAUCUGAAGGUCGAGUUUAAGAGGCGGCUCGCCGAGGCCGAUGCUCUUCUCUCGGAAAAGGAGCGAGACUACGUCAUUCGUGAGGCCGUCCUCAUCUUCGAGAACUUGAUUUCCAUCAUCUCUCAGCUCGACCUGGUCUGCGGGACCAAUCUCGCCGGUUUUGGGGACAACGAGCCUGCCAACAUGGUUGUGCCGUUCUCGCCACGGCUGUCGAGCCGGUUCCGGGACAGCAUCGCGGUGUCCAAGGAGAGAGCUUGCAGGGCGGCCAUGAAGCGCGAAGAGGAGGGCAGCAGUGCCGACUCGGAGGAUGCCGAAGCCGGCAGCUUUGAGGGCCAGACGUCGAGCGACCAGGUGGCCGAGGAGCUUCGUGAGGCCAGCACAUCGCCUGCUAGCCGCUCCAGGACACCCAACAGUGUAACUUUCGAGGAAAAGUCCGCGCCGACCGACACGGUGGGCGCCAGCGGCGAGCCCUUGUCCAGGUUUUCUUUUGGCUCGACGGAUGGUGCCGCUAAUACCGGCCUGCUCAUUGUCGGGAGGCGACCGCCGGCAUCGAAGUUUUCACUCUCUGAUAGAUUUCUGUGCGUGGCUUUGAUCGCCGCUGCGCUGGCGUGGGUCAGUAUUGCGAGGUGA